Molecule: messenger RNA, 1120 nt
Organism: Ricinus communis (castor bean)
Lineage: Eukaryota; Viridiplantae; Streptophyta; Magnoliopsida; Malpighiales; Euphorbiaceae
Product: NADP-dependent D-sorbitol-6-phosphate dehydrogenase
Exons: 6
Coding region: 48-977 (309 amino acids)
Molecular function (GO): aldose-6-phosphate reductase (NADPH) activity
Source: RefSeq, a predicted model, not a curated record
UUAGACAAACUCACUCAACAUUGUAGCUGAGGAAACAGAACAAAAAAAUGGCAAUAACACUCAACAAUGGCUUCAAAAUGCCAAUAAUUGGACUGGGUGUAUGGCGCAUGGAAGGUAAAGAUAUCAGAGAUCUCAUCAUCAAUGCUAUCAAGAUUGGCUAUCGCCAUUUUGACUGUGCUGCUGAUUACCAUAAUGAAAAAGAAGUAGGGGAAGCACUUGCAGAAGCUUUUCAGACUGGACUUGUCAAGAGGGAGGAUCUUUUUAUCACCACUAAGCUGUGGAAUUCAGACCAUGGACAUGUUACUGAGGCCUGCAAAGAUAGUUUGCAAAAGCUUCAGCUUGAGUAUCUGGAUCUCUACCUUGUUCACUUCCCCGUAGCCACAAAGCAUACUGGAGUGGGUACAACUGACAGUGCUUUGGAUGAGGAUGGAGUGCUGGAAAUCGACACAACCAUAUCCUUGGAAACUACCUGGCAUGCUAUGGAAGAUCUAGUUUCCAUGGGUUUAGUUCGUAGCAUUGGAAUCAGCAACUAUGACAUCUUUCUAACUAGAGAUUGCUUAGCCUACUCUAAGGUGAAGCCUGCUGUGAAUCAAAUCGAAACACACCCGUACUUCCAGCGUGAUUCUCUUGUCAAAUUCUGUCAGAAGCAUGGCGUCUGUGUCACAGCGCACACUCCUCUUGGAGGUGCAGUAGCUAAUACUGAGUGGUUUGGCACAGUAUCAUGUUUGGAUGACCCUGUUCUCAAAGGUUUGGCCGAGAAAUACAAGAAAACUGCAGCCCAAAUUGUUCUCCGGUGGGGUAUCCAACGAAACACGGUCAUCAUCCCCAAGUCAUCAAAAAUUGAGAGACUGAAGGAGAACUUUGAAGUUUUUGACUUUGAGUUGAGCAAAGAGGAUAUGGACCUGAUCAAGAGCAUAGAUAGGAGCUACCGGACUAAUCAACCUGCCAAGUUUUGGGGAGUUAAUCUGUAUGCUUAAGCAUGUCCAUCAUUCUAUCUUCUGGCGAGGUUUCUAGGGAGAAUAAGAGCAAAAUAGACACCUUCUAAUAUGUAAUGGCUUUGAGCAGCUAUAUUGACCGUGCAAGGAUUGAAAAAUAUUCUUAAUGCUAUGGUCGGUUGAAA